Messenger RNA from Bursaphelenchus xylophilus (pine wood nematode), 1670 nucleotides. NCBI's taxonomy places the organism in Eukaryota, Metazoa, Nematoda, Chromadorea, Rhabditida, Aphelenchoididae. The record is from the annotation of a GenBank genome assembly.
AUGGUUACAGUAGGACUGGACUGGCAUUUGAAGGUCUGGGGCCUGAAAUUCUGGAAAUCUCCGGCGUAUAAGCUGCCCUUCCCUCCCAGCCAUGUGACAAUCAGUCAAAUGGGGCAGGUGGCAGUUGGAUGCGGAGUGAACGUUCAGGUGGGUCAUGUGUAAUAUAAAGUUAAGAUCUCUGGAUAUGUGUUUGGUGGGAUUGAAGAAAUGGUGAAAACAGAAGGUAUAAUAAAAUAUUUUAGGUCUAUUCCGACCCAAAUAUCAACACCAUCACCAAACCAUUCCUCACAUAUCGAGAAGCUCCUUCAAGUGUCUCCAGCCUUCAGUUUGUCCCUAUGAGGAUGUAGGCAUCCGACAUGCUCAUGGUUUUGCAUCAAUAAUUGUCCCAGGCUCCGGAGAUCCCAGCUUUGACGCCCUGGGGAGGAAUCCGUACAGAGAGAGAAACGAAGAAGCAGCGCAGAAAGAGAAGUCCGACAACUCCUGGAGAAACUCCAGCCAAGUAUUACUUUGGACCCGACCCAGAUCAAUAAAGUCAACCGUUCUGAGCUUGAGAAGAAAAUAGAGUACAGAAUGGUGUUGCUGCGGUGGUCCGACGCCAAACAAGUCAAUGGGGCCGUCUCUGGUACUUGAAAGAAGAAUCCUCAAGUAGGAUGGAUAAGAAUUUGUUGAAUUUUUGAUGGUUAUUGUUGAUUUUAACUUUAUUAAUCUUGUUGAAAUAAAGAAAUUAUGAUCUAGAAAGGUGUAGAACAAGUUUUUGAAAAGGUAGGAAAGGAUGAACGGAGAAGUGACAGAUCUCGAUGUUGCACUAGGCAUCUGAUGUCUAGAUAAAGUCUGUUCUUAUAAGUCAUUUUAAAUGACUUAUGCUCAUUUACAUUCUAUGAUUUUUAUAAGGGUUCUCUGUGCGCUCUUGUUGAAUUGACAUAAUUUCAUAUAUGUUUUUAUAGAAUCUUAUUUAUAACAGGACCGUGCAAAAAAUGAACAUUUAUUUCAAUCAAUAACUCAAACAAUAAGCGGCACAAGUAUUAGAAUAAGACUUCAAUGCACGAAGGACCUGUAAGAGAUUUUUGAUGGGGUGUUCGUCGCUACUGUAGCCGUAGAUGUAUAUUAUUGCUUCUAAUGCUUCUGGUUUCCGUUGGUCGGAAUGAAUUCUCAGACAACAAUUUGGUCAAAUCCUCGAACAAAUUACUAAAAAUACGUAUGUCUCAAGGUAAUCAGGCUUGCACAGUAUAGACGACAAUCUCCAUAAAUUGGAACAGACGAUGGAACGAUAUACUCCAAUGCCAUUUCUUUUCGGUCGUACUUUGCCUAGAUCAAUAUAAAAAAUAAUCGUGAUAGUAACACACAUUUUCGCUUCCAACAAUUUGCAUCAAUACCCGAGUAGUUUCAUUUGGAAUUUAAGAUGUUGUCGUGAACUGGCUCUUUAGAAACCAAUUCGAUUCGCCAUUGUAACAUGAUCUGACGGGUUCCAAAAGCUGCAAACAUAAUCGCUGCUUGUUACCUUACCUGAACCAGCUUCACAAAUCAUCUUUUAGCGUACGCAUCAGAAGAUUAAAGUUGCCGAUGAAGUCGACCGAUGUUUCAAGAGCUACAGUAACCAAAUUCAGACCAACGAUAAUAUGUUCUUGAUUCGUAUCGUCCAAGGGGUUGUUAACUUGAAACAGAGAAACUAA